Messenger RNA from Pimephales promelas (fathead minnow), 1180 nucleotides. The record is from RefSeq and is a predicted model, not a curated record. NCBI's taxonomy places the organism in Eukaryota, Metazoa, Chordata, Actinopteri, Cypriniformes, Leuciscidae.
AUGAGACUGAGACAAGUAAACAGAGAAAUGAUGGAGAGGGGAAGCAAAACAGUAAAGAACAGGAAGAAAGAGCAGAGGAAGAACGAGGAAAAAACCCAGAGGAAGAUAAGGCCUGUGGAGGCUGAACUGCUCCUGUUGGAAGACACAGACAUUGUUGAAGAAUACAGGGAGCAGUACAGACAAUGGAAGACCCUCAAAGACUUUUAUGAUUCACAUGCACAGUGGUGGGAAAUGGUGAAGGGAAAGACUAAGACUUAUUUUAAACGAGCUGGGGAAAAGAAAAAGGAUAAAGAGAGGAGAUGCAUGGUUUGUGCUGAAUUCUUUCGCAUCAACCGUAUCGACCUGAAAACAACAUUCCUGACGUCGCUGGACAAUCACACCCAGGGGUUGCUGAAGAUGUACAGAGCCAAAGCAAGACAGGGAAGGUGGAACAACUUGGAUGAACUUCUGGAGAAACUGGAUGCCCAGACCACAGAUCUAACUACUCAUAGAAGGUCUGCUGUUCUUCGUGGUCUUCCCCUGUACUUGAGAGAGCCUGCUUCAAUUUCAAAGACUAUUAAGGAUACUGAGGCACUGGGGCCACACACAAAGGCCAUGAAAAUGGGGAUCCUGGAAGUGACCGACAGUUCUACCAACUCAGGACCAUAUUCCACAGUGGUCAAUGUGGCUGUAGUACUGGAGGAGGAAGUUGUCAUGGACAAUCUGGGAGACUUCACAAAUGCCCUCAUGAUGCUCUUUGGUCUGCUUUAUGCUGUAAAUAUGGAGUACCCUAAGGACUUAAGGUACACAUUUGAGGCAAUCCAGAAGAUUAUCUUUAACCUGGGAAAAGAGUGCACAGCAAGGAUACAGUCCUUGAAAAACAAGUUAUCACAGGUUUAAUGGUGAUUACAUGUUACCACUCUGGAAAUUGUUGAUUACUUCUUUCCCCACGCAGUUCAUUUGUGAGGAAUAUGAAUUUCAGAGGGAGUGUCUAUAUUAUAUUAUGCUGAUAUUUCAUUUGUCAAAUGUUUACAGGCAAAGCUAUUGUCGUGUUUUACUGAGUUGCUUAUUGUAAAGCGGAUAUUUUGUUGUACAACUAUUGACUAAGGUCGAAUGGUUGAACACUUGCGUAAUAUUUGAGCCUAACAGGCAAGUUCUUAUGUAUUUUAAUUAGGGCUGUGCAAAAAUUUAUUGCGAUUAA